AUGGCUGAAGCAUUUGAUAUAACUGAUUCAAAUACAACAAUGACGUAUGUAUUUCGUUUUGGUACAUCUAAUAAAAUUGUUCAUCUUACUCAACAACAACAACAACUUAAUCGUAUUCCUUAUUUAAUUAAUCUUAUGAUACAUCGAUCUAAAUAUAAUUGCUGUGUCGCUAUUACCCUUAGACCAAAACAAGAACAAAUUUUAGAAGAACCGCAAUCAGCUUGA
Molecule: messenger RNA, 225 nt
Organism: Rotaria sordida
Lineage: Eukaryota; Metazoa; Rotifera; Eurotatoria; Philodinida; Philodinidae
Source: the annotation of a GenBank genome assembly